CACCCCGGGGAGGCUCCCGAUGCCGAAGGGCGGAGUCUGACUUUUGGUGUUGGGAGCCCUGGGGAAGCCGUCCGCGUGGGUGCGUGGGGUUUGGGUAAAUGGUAAGAGGGCGGCGGCAUAGAGGCCCUUUUUCUUCCCCUUUGAACAAACUUUAGCCACGGAGCAGGAGCUAAGCUUUGGGGUAGAUAAGCAGCUUUGGGUGAAACUGGUGAAGGAAUAAAUGUUGAGAUGAAACAGACGGAAGAAUAGAUAAGAUUUAGGGUGAAGUUGGUGGGGGAUGAAUUUAGGGGAGAGGUUGCUCCUAAGGUCCAGGCACCUGAUCUCUGGAUAGUGUUUGGGUGAAUUUGGGAGCUGGUUAAAGACCGAGAACUCAGGUUACAAAAGUUAGGACUUGGAAUGUGGUGAUGGGAAGGGGCACGUGAAGCAACUGGGAGUCCAAACAGUCUAUGCCCUGGGCUGGGGCUGGGGUGAGGGGACAGAGUGAGGCCGUGGGAAAGUGGGGUGCGGGGGGGUCAGGAGCCUGUUGACGUUCAGAGAGCUGUUGGCCCCGGUGGGCCAGCCCCUCAACCCCUUAUGGGUUCUUUGUGCCUCUCCAGCUCAGUAGCGCGGCGGGCAAGGCGGGUGCCAUGGCCCUGAUUGAAGGGGUGGGUGAUGAGGUGACUGUCCUUUUCGCGGUGCUUGUCUGCCUGCUGGUGCUGGCUCUCGCCUGGGUCUCAACACACACAUCGGAGAGCGGUGACCCGCUGGCCCAGCCAUCAGGGACCCCAACACCAGCGCAGCCCAGCGAAGCCAUGGUGGUCACCGACAGUGCCAGAGGGGAGGCCCCAGAAGCUGAGACCCCCAGCCUGAGACACAGAGGUCAGGCUGCACACCCCGAGCCUGGCACAGGACUCCCAGCAACCACUCCACCGCCAGACUCCCCCCAGGAGCCUCUAGUGCUUCGGCUGAAAUUCCUCAACGAUUCAGAGCAGGUGGCCAGGGCCUGGCCCCACGACACCAUCGGCUCCCUGAAAAGGACCCAGUUCCCUGGCCGGGAGCAGCAGGUUCGACUCAUCUACCAAGGACAGCUGCUGGGAGACGACACCCAGACCCUGGGCAGCCUUCACCUGCCUCCCAACUGCGUCCUCCACUGCCACGUGUCCACACGGGCCGGUCCCCCACACGCGCCCUGCCCACCGGGGUCAGAGCCAGGCCCCUCCGGGCUGGAGAUCGGCAGCCUGCUGCUCCCCCUGCUGCUCCUGCUGCUGCUGCUGCUCUGGUACUGCCAGAUCCAGUACCGGCCCUUCUUCCCGCUGACCGCCACCCUGGGGCUGGCCGGCUUCACGCUGCUGCUCAGCUUCCUGGCCUUUGCCAUGUACCGCCCGUAGUGCCUCCGCGGGCUCCCGGCCGUG
Messenger RNA from Myotis brandtii (Brandt's bat), 1391 nucleotides. It is a transcript of the gene TMUB1, whose product is annotated as transmembrane and ubiquitin-like domain containing 1. The record is from RefSeq and is a predicted model, not a curated record. The coding region runs from base 627 to 1367 and encodes 246 amino acids. The transcript has 2 exons. Gene Ontology annotation, molecular function: protein binding. NCBI's taxonomy places the organism in Eukaryota, Metazoa, Chordata, Mammalia, Chiroptera, Vespertilionidae.